This is a messenger RNA of Saccostrea echinata, 1227 nucleotides long. RefSeq lists its product as uncharacterized. The transcript has 5 exons. The coding region runs from base 358 to 870 and encodes 170 amino acids. NCBI's taxonomy places the organism in Eukaryota, Metazoa, Mollusca, Bivalvia, Ostreida, Ostreidae. The record is from RefSeq and is a predicted model, not a curated record.
UUUUACCUGAUUAAUGUUGCAUGAAGAUGAUGUCAUUAUCUGAAGAGGGCAUUUGUAGCCCGUCGUCUUCAGAUACAUCUACUCAAAAUUUGAAGGAAAAUAAAUAUAUUACUGAAGUGCAUAGAGACGUUUCAAAGUGGACUCAGGUAGAUUUAAAUAAGUUAGGAAUCCAUUACAGAGAAUCUGCUAUUCCUCUCCUUCGGCUUGAAGAGCUUGCCAAAAAAUCAGGCUUGACACAUAAUUCACGAGGAAUAACACAGGUUUCAGGAUGCUUGUUAACACUGGAAAAAUUUUUGAGAGAUCAUUUCAAAUUAUCUAUACCACAUGACAAUUUGAAGAGGCACAUGCCGCGACAAAAUGUUAUGGAAUAUUUUACAGUAUAUUAAUGAAAAUCGUCAGAAAUUGUGGGAAGACUUGACAAAGCUUGAAAAACAAACUAAUUUUGGCGAGAAAGAGAAACGACUAUUAAAUGUGUUGCAUCUAAAAGUUCAGGACUACUUGUCCAGUCUAGGAAGGUUUGUGGUAGCACGAGGCGAUGGUCCUGUCCCAGAGAUUGCGUAUAUACAGCUCGUCAUGGAUUUUCUGCGUAUUUUCUUUCUGUUACCUCAACUUGGAAAAUCAAAGACUACACAGAUGAAGAUUGGAAAGCAAGAUGUGGUUAGUGCCCCAGACCUUCGCUUUGAAGAGUGUCCUGGACCACAAUUGAUAACUUUGUUGAGGAUGUCAGAUGAGGCCAGCACUUCCUGUGAAGAAGAAGGAUCCAAUUCUAAAGAUUUCAGCAUUCAUAGUUUGCCUGAACACAUUUUGGGUCAGCAUGGAGGAGAAUUCUACUUGAAGUUGCCAAUUCAGUCUUCUACCCAGGCAUACUAGGAAUCAUAUGCCUGAGAACAAAGCUUAUUUUUACCUACCUGGAGUUGACAGAGGACCACAUCGACCUCAUUCAGAAAGGAUGUUCAGUGAAAGAUAAAGGUGCCUCAAUCCAGUACACAUAUCCUUAUGAUUUCUGGAGCCCAGAUGAUAGAAAAGAAAUAUAUAGAACUCUCUUCUGGUUAGGACAUCUUCAAACGUCUAGUGAAUGGCAUUGGUGAUGCUUCAACAGGAACAAGAUAGUCAUUGCAAUUACAUUCUGGAGUCAUAGAUUAUUUUCAGUCAACUUUGCAACUGUUGUCAGUAAAUAAAUUGCUUUGUUAUUGUACUGUUUCUUAUUAAAAGUUUUUCACAAUUUUA